Molecule: messenger RNA, 611 nt
Organism: Gryllus bimaculatus (two-spotted cricket)
Lineage: Eukaryota; Metazoa; Arthropoda; Insecta; Orthoptera; Gryllidae
Source: the annotation of a GenBank genome assembly
UGUUGUAUAGAGAAGACUAUGCCCAUAUGAACAGUAUUUGGUGCUGUGCUUGGGGAAAAUACAAGGAUGUGGAUGGUACAGAAGAUGCAGGUUCUGGAGUAUCUAGCUCUUCCAACGGCUCAAUUGAUUUUCUAAUUACUGGCUCUGUGGAUGAAUCAGUGAAAGUUUGGAUGUAUAAAGAUAGAGAAAUCAUACUUAUGCACAAAUUUGAUCACUCAUUGGGUGUUUCAUCAGUUGCCAUUAAUACAAAAGGGACAAGAUGUGUAUCAAGUUCUUUAGAUUCCAGCCUGUGUCUCUGGAAUUUACAAUCUGGUAAAAAAAUGUACAGCAUUGAUGUUGGUCCUAUUGAUAUUUGUUGUUUGGACUUCUCUCCAGAUGAUAAUGUGUUUGCAUGUGGAAGUAAUUCUGGAAAAAUUACCUUCCAUGAUGUGGAAUCUGGUAAACUAAAAAAUUCAUUAAUGAAUGAAGCAAUAUUUAUCAUGUCUAUAGCUUUUAGUCCUGAUGGAAAUUCUGUUGCCAGUGGAACAAUGGGUGGUAUAAUCACCACCUUUGAUGUUGCUACAGGAAAAAUGUUGCAUGCAAUGCAAAGUUGGUAUUCUAUGUAUCAGUGA